Messenger RNA from Moneuplotes crassus, 1888 nucleotides. Lineage: Eukaryota; Ciliophora; Spirotrichea; Euplotida; Euplotidae. The record is from the annotation of a GenBank genome assembly.
CGCAAAUAUGAAUAGAAACAUAAAAUCGCGGUAUGCCCCUGUGAGAGAGAAAAAGAAGAGAGGCGAAAAUGGACUCCCUCUAGUAUACCCAACUUCCCAACAGAAAAUUGACUCUGGCUAUGAUGUUUCCUCUCAAGAGGAGGUUGGUCUUGACAAGACUACCACAAGUAGUGUAAUGAAAACCUUGGCAAAAGUUACCAAGAAUAAAACUGCUAAAUCUUCUAAACUAAUUACUACAAAGUCUAAGAGAGAAGCUGUGAGUAAGAAAUAUCAGGGUCCUUUUAAAUAACGUAACCAAUGCUCCAAAGACCAAAGAGGAGAGGGAGCUGGCCCAGAAAUAAGAAUCAUGGGAGAAAGCUCAAAAAUCAACUUCUCACUUCAAAAGAGAUGGUAAGGAAACUUAUUAUUGAAUGCGUUGAUUUGCAACAUGCCAGCAACAGAGAGAGUGAAAAUAGAGAGAUGCAAAUCAACGAUCUUGAGAUGCAGCUGCUCCUUCUCCAAAUAGCAGGCAAAGAAAAUACGGAGAAAAAUAAGAAGGUUCAAGAAGAAACCGAGUUUUGUGACCAAGAAUACAUGAAACAAAUGGAAGAAUCAGAACAAUUUGAUUGCCAAAUCAACCAGCUGGAUGAAGAGAUUGCACAGCUUGCCCAAGAAAAGCAGGAGAUUUCAAUGGAGAUUGAUGGCCAGAGUAAAGCGAUCAGCCAUAUGGACCUCAGGGUCAGAGAAUCAGCUCUUUACAAACAGCAAACAGAGGAUUUUUAAUAAGAAAAUUAGAGAUCAGUAUCACCUGUUAAGAGAGAAAGAAAAUUUCACAAUUAGGGAGACAAUCAAAGACGAGAGUUUUAUCUUCCUUCUGAAAGAGAAUAUCUACUCUUUUGCAGUGUUCAAGGAUUAUUGGAGUGAAGAUGAUAACCCUUUGUACGAUCCUUCUAUGAAGAUUACUAAGUACAACGAAUUGUCAGUAACUCAAGGUGGGAUAGAGGAGAGUAAGCUAAAAGAAGAGCCUUUUAAGAUCGAUAGGAUACUCCAUGACAACAGUUUCAAGUACUUGCUCACACCUGAAGAGUACCUUUCGAAAAGAGUUGACUUCAUUUUGGAAUACUUGUGGAAAGAACCUGAGCUCUGGAAUAACAUCCAAGACCACUUCGCUAAAGUUGUACUUUUGGUUGGUAACAAGUCUUUUCCGAUAGUUGAAGCUCUUCUUGAAGUUGCUGAACAGAGAAUUUUGAGAAGUGCUCAAGAAGAUUUCCAAGCUAAAGCUUAUUAUUACUUUGGAGAAGAACAAAGGAAAAUUUUUCAGUGGAAUAACCGAGGAGAGGCUGCUGUCUCAUGUGAGAGAGGUUCUCUGAAAAAUGCAGUACUUAAAGAAAUUGAUAGAUUUUAUGAACAAUGUGAUUCGAAGCUGUUUGAAUUUGAGAUUCAACUUAAAGUUGAUGAUAUUUUUAUUAAAGCAGGCAAAGCGAAUACUAUUGAAGAUUGCCUCAAAGAAGCCACAGUUAGUAUCUCCAUAAUGGCUAUUCUCCCAGAUACAAAUCUCCUCAACAUCCUUGCCAAGAAGGCAGAACUUAUGAAAGCAAACAGUGUAGGAAGUGACAAGAAGAGAGGCAGACUUCAAACUGAACUGUCUCCUUUGGAAGAGGAACAGGUGAAGGAUUUCUCUAAUUUCUUCAAUAUGCUGAAUACACAGAGUCCGAUGCACAGACCUCUACCGGCCCCUCUAAUAUCUAUGAGUUUUGUGGACUACAGAUUUUUGGUCAAUAAGAGCUCGCCAAUGACGGCUAUUGAAAAGGAAGAGGCCUGUAAUUUCCUUAAAUUUCAGCAAGAAUUUUCCAAUCUGAGAGUAUCCAAAACUCGAUCAUUCUUUGAAAAGAUGGUUCAUUUAGGAUAA